Leishmania braziliensis MHOM/BR/75/M2904 is the source of this 1755-nucleotide messenger RNA. RefSeq lists its product as hypothetical. NCBI's taxonomy places the organism in Eukaryota, Euglenozoa, Kinetoplastea, Trypanosomatida, Trypanosomatidae. Gene Ontology annotation, molecular function: protein binding. The record is from RefSeq and is a predicted model, not a curated record. The transcript has a single exon. The coding region runs from base 1 to 1755 and encodes 584 amino acids.
AUGCUCAACAGUGUUUCUACCGACGCCAGUAGCAUGGCGAGCGCCAUCAGUACCGACAAUGACAUACCUAGCAUUCACCAUGGCGUGGGGAAGGCGGUGUACUUGAUGUGGAAUAACCAGUAUGACUGCGCUCUAGAGCUGUUGCGCGCAAAGAAGGACAAGAACCCGCGCUACUCUCUCGAAUGGGCCAACGUCAGCCUUGUCAAGUCCCUGAUGAGCUCGACGAACGAGGAGCGCGAGAAUCUGCUGGACCUCUUCAAAGCAGCGGAUUCCUUGUCGACCUCGACCAAGUACAACAACCCCAUGUUCUCCGACGAGGACGAGGACGAGGACGAGCAAACCGAGGAGGAGGACACGACAAGCAAGCAUAUGAAAGGGGUGAAGAAAAGCAGGAAGAAGGCCUUCAAGGCCCGCAAAAAGGAUGCGGCCAAGUGCGGCGAGUACUUUGACCAGACGUGGAAGCUCGAGUGUGAUGUCAUCUAUGCCGACGCGCUCCUUAUCCGCUCCAUUUGCCAGCUGAUGAUGAACUCCUAUAUCAAGGGGGGCAUCAACCUUCGCAAAGCGUGGGGGUGCUACUAUUCCCUCAUCCAGCAGGUGGAGCAAGACACCGAGAACAGGAUUCCGCAGGAGUUGAAGAUGUGCAUCAAGUACGGUACCGGUACUUUCUACGCCUUUCUGGCACUCGUUCCAGCAAACCUGAUGAAGUUGCUCAGCAUCAUCGGCUUCAUCUCUGACCGUGACCUCGGUGAGCAGUACCUGACCGAAGUCUUUGAGAGCAACACGAUCCGCUCUCCGUUUGCCGCUCUGGUACUCUGCACCUUAUACCUUUUCCUUCCGACAGGCCUCGGCAACGUCGAUGUAACCCUGUCGCGCGCGCGCCGCAUUCUGGAGACGAUGAACGCGCGCUACCCGAACAACACUUACUUCAAUGGCUACGCCAACUUCUACUUCCGCAAAAAGGGCGAGGUGAUGCCGGCGGUGCGCUCCAUCACACUAGCUGCUGAGAAUGCCGAGAAAGCCGGCCUUGUGCCGCUGCUCAUCAAGUACCUCUACGCCGACACUCUCUUCAUGGACCAGCAGUGGUCCGAGGCGCUGGAGCAGUACCGCAAGAUCCUUGAUCACCUGUCAAAUACAAAGGAAAAGUUUGCUUACACCGGGCAAGUCGUGCUCUCCGUGGCAGCGUGCUACGCAAUGCUGAAUGACGACCAGGAAGCCAUGCUCUGGUUUAAGAAGGUCGACUCCAUGUACAACCCCAAGUCCAAAAAUGAUUCCAACUCGCCGCGGUUCGCGAACCGCGUCAUGGCGAACCCACGGUUGCUGCCACUCUCAGGUGUGUACAUGCUCUACAUCAACCGUGACCUGGCGCACAUGAACCAGGCGCAGGGCGUCCGCGUCCUAGCCGAGCUAAAACGCGUGACGAAGGGCAAGGAUUUGAGCGGACCGGAAGCGGAGAACAUGUACAACCUCUUUGCUGGUGUCAUUGAAAAGGGCAGCGACAACAUCGAUGCUGCAUUUGCCUACAUGAACAGCAUUUUGGACAACGAAAAGAAGAUCCCGCAGGAUUCGAUGAUCUUGCCCUUCGCGUACUACGAGACAGGGGAAAUGGAGUACCGCCGUGGUAACAUGCAGAAGGCAAAGGAGCUGUUUGAGAAGGGGAGCAAGAUAAAGGGCGACGGCAACGAAACGCUCUCUAACCGGUACAACAUCGCCAUGAAGCAGCUGCGACGUGCAAUGGUGGAGCGCGACGCGCAGUAG